Messenger RNA from Fusarium verticillioides 7600, 534 nucleotides. RefSeq lists its product as hypothetical. Lineage: Eukaryota; Fungi; Ascomycota; Sordariomycetes; Hypocreales; Nectriaceae. The coding region runs from base 1 to 534 and encodes 177 amino acids. The transcript has a single exon. The record is from RefSeq and is a predicted model, not a curated record.
AUGUCGAUUAUAGUGCACAGCCUCGCAGCUACUAUGGACAAGCCCCUCAAAAUCCGAGAUCUGGACCCGGUGACAGCUCUCGAGAACCUCAAGAUGUCGGUUAUGGAGCACAGCCUCCCAGCUACUAUGGACAAGCCCCUCCGAACUCGAGAGCUAGACCCAGUGGCAGUCAAGCAGCUCAAACGCACCGACUUGGAUCUAUGUCCAAUCCUAUCGUUUACGAAGGCCCCUCAGCCAACGAGGUUGAACAACGGGAGAGGAGAAGAAAGGAUGAAGAAGAAAGAAAAGCACACGGGAUAUGCCCGCAAGCAUCAUGCCGUAACCUUGUUGUCCCAGGAAAGGCAAAAUGUGAGGAACACCUGGAAGCGAAUAGACAACGUCGAGGUGCGUAUCGAGAGAAGAAAAGAGCAGAAGGCAAAUGCUAUCAAAGUGGAUGUGACGAGCCUGCUGUGGCUGCUGGUGAAAGAUGUCAAAAAUGCAUCGAUGCUUCUCGGGCUUAUCGUCAAGCAAGAAAGUAGUUCGGGGUAUGGUUAG